Rattus norvegicus (Norway rat) is the source of this 3495-nucleotide messenger RNA. The record is from RefSeq and is a predicted model, not a curated record. NCBI's taxonomy places the organism in Eukaryota, Metazoa, Chordata, Mammalia, Rodentia, Muridae.
GCCCGCGAUGGCACGUGCGCGGGGCUGGCCUGGGAGCUUGGUGGACCAAGGCUGGUGGUGCAAGAAUUCUGGAGGAACAGCGGCCCGGAGCUGCAAAACUCAGCUGCAGGGCCGCUCUCUCUCUUUCUCUCUCUCUCUUUCUCUUGGGUGCUUGCUAUCGCCAUGUGGGGCGCGCUGAGGUCAGUUCUGCGGCCCUGCAGUCGGGCCUCCGUACCCCGGCAGCGCGCCUAUCACGGGGACGCGGUGGCCCGACUGGGCACCCAGCCUGACUCGGGCUCCUCCACCUACCAGGAGAACUAUGAGCAGAUGAAAGCUUUAGUGAAUCAACUUCAUGAACGAGCCCAGUAUGUAAGACUGGGAGGGAGUGAGAAAGCCCGGGCGCGACACACAUCAAGAGGAAAACUGUUACCCAGAGACCGAAUCGACAACCUCAUAGACCCAGGGUCUCCCUUUCUGGAAUUCUCCCAGUUCGCAGGUUACAAGUUAUAUGGCGAGGAGGAAGUCCCUGCAGGUGGCAUCAUCACAGGCAUUGGGCGAGUGUCUGGAGUAGAAUGCAUGAUUGUGGCUAACGAUGCCACCGUCAAAGGAGGCACCUACUACCCAGUGACGGUGAAAAAGCACGUUCGGGCACAAGAGAUCGCACUGCAGAACAGGCUCCCAUGCAUCUAUCUGGUUGACUCAGGAGGGGCCAACUUACCUCGGCAAGCAGACACCUUUCCAGACCGGGACCACUUUGGCCGCAUAUUCUAUAAUCAAGCUAUUAUGUCUUCUAAAAAUAUCACACAGAUAGCUGUGGUCAUGGGCUCCUGUACGGCAGGAGGUGCAUAUGUGCCGGCCAUGGCUGAUGAAAACAUCAUUGUACAAAGACAGGGUACUAUCUUCUUGGCUGGACCACCCUUGGUGAAGGCAGCUACCGGCGAAGAGGUGUCCGCUGAGGAUCUCGGAGGUGCUGACUUGCACUGCAGAAGGUCUGGGGUCACUGACCACUAUGCUUUGGAUGACCACCACGCCCUUCACUUGACAAGGAAGGUUGUGAGGAGUCUCAAUUAUCAGAAGAAACUGGAUGUUACCGUUGAACCUUCUGAAGAGCCCUUGUUCCCCGCAGAUGAAUUGUAUGGGAUAGUCGGUGCGAACCUUAAGAGGAGCUUUGAUGUCCGAGAGGUCAUUGCUAGAAUCGUCGAUGGAAGCAGAUUCAAUGAGUUCAAGGCCUUGUAUGGAGACACGCUCGUCACAGGAUUCGCUCGAAUAUUUGGGUACCCAGUAGGCAUCAUUGGAAACAAUGGAGUUUUGUUUUCUGAAUCUGCCAAAAAGGGCGCUCACUUCGUCCAGCUGUGCUGCCAAAGAAAUAUCCCCCUGCUGUUUCUCCAGAACAUCACUGGAUUCAUGGUUGGUAAAGACUAUGAAGCCGAAGGGAUUGCCAAGGAUGGCGCCAAGAUGGUAGCCGCAGUAUCCUGUGCCAAAGUGCCUAAGAUAACUGUCAUAAUCGGGGGAUCAUAUGGGGCUGGAAACUACGGAAUGUGUGGCAGAGCAUAUAGUCCAAGAUUUCUCUACAUGUGGCCAAAUGCUCGCAUCUCAGUGAUGGGAGGAGAGCAGGCAGCCACCGUGUUAGCCACGGUGGCGAGAGACCAGAGAGCCCGUGAGGGGAAGCAGGAAUGACUGUGGAUACCUCCUUGGUGUGACAUUGCUUUGCCCUGCCAGCAGGGAUCAAGUGGUCAACCACAGGGUCUGCAGAGCUGGGAUGAUACAAAGUCACUUGUGUCUCUGGCCUCCUUCUGUCUGUGUGUACAUUUGUGUGAGAAUGAUACUGCAUGGUGCUGUGUGGAGGUCAGAGGACAACCUCUGGUAUUGGGCCUCACCUUCCACCUGAUCCGAGUAAGGUCUCUUUGUUGUUUGUCUGGUGUGUACACUAGGCUAGCUCUCUUGUGUGCUUCUAGGGAUUCUCCUGUCUCCCACAUCCCCAUGCCGGUGCUGGAUUGCAGCUUGUGCUAGGAAUCUGAACUCAGGUCCCCGUGAUUUCAAUGCAAGAGCUCGACCCACUGACUAUUUCCCCAGCCUGCCUCUUUGUCUCUACCUGGCAGCAGGCACUCCGUACAGUUAGGUUGGUGUAUUAGAUAAACUUUAGUGCCAGCCAGUAUUGAAGCAAAACAGUAGCUUUGCUCUGUGUGUGUGUCUAGGGGAGGAGGGCGGAAGGGGAUGCUGUCUGCAGUGUAGGUGAUAGAGUGAGUCUACCUGAUGUUUCGAAAGCGUGUUUGAACUUUAUCAAACAAAAGUAAUCCCUUGAUAAAUAACCAUCCUUUGGUUCAUUUGAUACAUAGAUAUUUAAAUCAUUCCUUUUCCUAUAUGAAAGUUGGUGUCUGGUUCUCCCUCCAAUGGGUAUUGACUGAAGUAUGUGCAUGAGAGAGGGUAAGGUUGACUUGAAGUAAGUCAUUUGUUUCUAACGUACCUGAUUAUUUACCUAUUUAUUUUGGCACUGGAGGUUGAAGCCAAGGUCUCCCAAAGGCUUGGCAAGUGCAUCCCUGUUGCUGUAAUUAAAAUAAAAAACUGUCUUUUAUCCUGCACUAGGUCCAGCACCGCAGUGCCCCAAGAUAUCUGGUAGAUAUCCUCAUCUCAGUCAGCAAAGCGUCUCACCCGCUGUGCUCCAUCCCCUAUCACACUGCCAAUGGCUUCUCUCUGAGCCUGGCAGCCAUCUCUCUACCCAUCCAGUUCCCAAGGCAGGCUGCCACCAUGCCAGACACACACAUCCCAAUUCCAUGGCGGCCCAGUGUCUGCAGCCACCACACUCUCUCUUGAACUUAAAUGGCCACAUGAAAGAACACACAACACAAUAACCUCUAAUCUAAUUGAUAAGAUAUAACUGCCCACCUAAACAUACAAGACCCUGUACGCAUCCAUCCCUCAAGAACAUUCAAAACAACCUGUAAAUGAGCAGAGAGGAAUCUUAACAUCAGCCUCCGUGUUCUCUGCUCUUCUCUUCCCCUCGCUCCAGUCUCCUCCUCCCUCUAAAACUUUUCUCCUGCCCAUCCUUCCUUCUCGUCCAAUGACAGGCCUUGUUCUAUCUUGAACCCGCCUUCACCUGCGUAAUGACAUCAUCCCAUAGAUCCCUAUAUCAGCAGUUCUGGAAUACUUCAGAGUUGAAAAUAGAGUCUCCUAUAAAAAGCCAGGAUCAAGGACGUGCACUGCCAUGCAUGGCCUUCCCCACCUUGUUAACUGGAGAUUGCUGAACGCUUUUUAGUUCUGUGGUGGGACUCACGUCUACUAUUGUAUCCUGCUGGAACACAGUGAUGUGUGAUGUUCUUGGCCUUGGCUUUGUGUUACAUGGCUUCAGUGUGCUGUCUUUGAUGACCUACGUCCCAGGCAAGGCCAUGUACGUUAAAACAUCCUUUGCAAUCUAACACUGUGCAAAUGUUAGUUAUGCUGUGAUUGUCCCCAGGGUGCGUCUUUCUGAGCUUAGCUAGAGGAAGCAGUCCUGGUGAAGCCGACUUAUUGUCUCUCUCC